AUGUUGAGCGGGGCCAGCAUCUUCGAAAGGGAGCGUUUGCUGAUGCACCCUGGCGUAUCCGAACGUCAAGGAUUUGCAUGGAACAAGCUACCGCUCAAGACCAACAAUUUUGAGGCCAGUUUCACGUUUCGUGCAUCUGGAGCUACGGAGCUGUCGAAGGUUGUGGAUGACCAAAGCUUCGCGUUUUGGUUUGUCCGUCAAAACAUAUCGGCCGAUUUCAAUGAAUCUGCUGCAAUCCGUGCCUCCUCUUGGUUGGAGGGCUUGAAGGAUCAAGGCUAUGUGUUGAGCGGCUCCAAGGCUCUGUUUGAAGGCAUCGGAGCAGUUUUUUCAACCGCGAAUCUCGCCAAGAAGCCAGGCUCUGUUGUAUCUUUCAUCAGCAAUGACAACCACCAAAGCCUGAGUUAUGGCAUUGACGUGCCUACCAGCAAUGCCAAGGCAAUCGAUUUUCGGAACAAAGAUGUUGAAUUCAAGAUUCGAGUGCAACCUUUCUCGGUGAAGGGAGAGAUCAUCGUUGAUGGUAACAUCCUGGAGUGCUUCGAUGUGGAUAGAAAAAACUUUCCUGUCAAGGCUGGUGGCUUCAUUGGAUUCACUGCUUGGAGUGGCUCUGCGCAGCAAUCGAAAAGCCCUGACAGCAUUUCCCUGACAAAGGUGCAGGUUGUCAACUUCGACGACCAGGCAGUUGGUGAAGACAUCGUGGGAACGACUGCUGGCGACAAAAAAGCGUAUGAAGCUCUCAUGUCAGAGGAUUCCAGAUACUUCCAGGACCAGCAAGCUCAAACAGAGCACCUGGGAAGGAUAACAACAAUGUUGUCGGCGCACCUCGAUGAGACGAAGCCAGCCUAUGACAUCAUGGCUUUUCAAGUGUCGAGCCUGAUGGACUCUCUCAACAAACUGGACCGUGAUUGCCGUCUCCUGACCAAAGAGAUGCACUACUUGGCCACGGACGCAAAAAGUGGCAAGACGCCCAAGAAGGGGACCAACUUGCAAGAGAUGAAGGUUCACAUUCUGGGUCUGCGCAGGCUGCUGGACAAGGAGGGGGCAGCUCAUAUGCACAAACUGGAGGCCGUUCAGAAGAAUCUAAAUGCAGUGAAGCAACAGGCAGACAAGGCCACUGGGUCAUCCAUCUUGAGCCGAAUAGUGGACCAGACAAGUGUGCUUGAGCAGAGUGUUGUGUCCAGAAGUUCGCAGAUGUCCUGGAUGCUGGUGGUUCUCCUCAUGGUUACUGUGACGAUCGGGGACAAGGUCAUCCUGUUGGAGCACGAGGGCACCGGGUCCCAGAAAGCCCAGGGACUGAGGGAGCUGGAUCAGCUGCGUGCUCGCUUGGCAUAUGAGGAGAAUUCUUUGCAUGCCCUGAAGCAGCAGGUGCCUGUGCCAGUGGCACAGUGGCGCUAUCAGCCACAAGAUGGCGCUCCAAUGCAGAUUCUUGCUACUCCCAGCUUGGAUGGACCAAAGUCUAAUCAAGCUUUACAUGCAGGUGAGAUUUUUCCAGUGAUUGAUACAAUUACUGAUCAAGCCGGCGUGACGUUUUUGAAGCUUCAAGAUGGCAGGGGCUGGGUAGUACAAUCUAAGCCUGGCGGAGCCAGCUGGUUCUCCUUCAUGGGAGGCGCAGAGAAGACGGAGCUUUGCGUCCCGUUUUCUGGAUCUCAACUGCCAGAUCAGCGAGCGGGGCAGUUCACGCGUCCCUCCAUACUGACCUCCAACCUGCCGCCACAGCUACCCGUGGUGCCACAGACGCAGCUCCGCAUGAGCAGCGCCCAGACUGGCAUUCCAGGCGGGCCCGGGGGCCCCGACAUGGUAGGCCUCUUGGGCAGAACUGGGCCCGCUGGCGAGCCAUCCUCCAAGGCUACUCCUGAUUCAGCACCUGUGAGGCGCUCGCCACCUGGAAGUGCGGAGAAACUGCCUCAGUUACACGUCCGGGUGCUGAGCGCGCGAGGUUUGCGAAACAUGGACAUCGGAAGUUUUUUUGGAAACAAAUCCGAUCCAUAUGUGGUGGUUCGUGUUGGCAAGGAGCAGCGCAAAACUCCGGUAGUUGACAACAACCUUGAUCCAGUGUGGACUGAGGGCCGGGAUUUUACAUUUGCAUUGAGUGGAGAUGCGAAUCUGAUCGAGCUGGAAGUGUUCAAUUCAAACUUGUUUGUCGAUGACACGCUUGGCAAGACAUCCAUCUCGCUCAAUGCCAUCAGAAAAGGGCAAUGGGUGCGGAAAGUGGACCAGCUGCGCGGCUCGUCUGCUGUUGCGCCAGCUGAAGGGGAGCUGGAAUAUGAAGUCCUCAUCGAAGCAAGCCAGGCAUGGACCUCAUGUUUUCAUGUUGUUGAGCGUUUCGAAUCGCAGAAUGUCUUUUCGCGUUCGAAUCUCGGACACGCGGUCGAGGCGGGAAACGUCGGAUCGGCCAGCAGAUAUCCGUUCAACAGGCACGGUUUGAUCUUUGCAGCGCUAACAGAGCUGUCUGGCGAGCACUUCUUCACCACUCCUGGUGUAGGUGCUGGUUGGAUCCCACUACUGGACACCAGUGAUGGAUUCCGUUGGGCAACUCCUCUGGUGAUGAAAAGCUUCUUCGUUGACAACACCUGGCUGCAGGCCUCCUAUGGCGGCCUUGGCUACCGAUUCAGCAAAGAUCUGAACGACAAGGAUGUCAUGCUAUGCAAAUGUGACGGCUGGCUGAGGGUGCCCCAGCAUUACCUGGCGGAAUCAGGUGUAGCUGUCCUGCCUCCAUGGGUUUUCCAGGUGGCCGAUGGCCGCUAUUUGCCAAUGCGAUUGAAUGGUGUCUCUGCUGCAGACUUCGCUCACCAUGCGUCAGAUGGCGCCCCACCCGCAAGCAUGGACGAAACGACGGCUGCUGAAGAAGAGCUCGACAGGUUUCUUGGCUUGGCCUGUGUACUUCCAUGUCAUCUUGUAUGA
Symbiodinium pilosum is the source of this 2898-nucleotide messenger RNA. NCBI's taxonomy places the organism in Eukaryota, Dinophyceae, Suessiales, Symbiodiniaceae. The record is from the annotation of a GenBank genome assembly.